CUCUUUUCCUUCACCGAGCGCUCGAAACCGACCAGCAAGGUUUUGGUUCAAACAGGGCAAAGAUCUUCUUAUUGCUGUCGGCUCGCUUGUCGUCAAGUUCCAGACUUUUGUUUACUCUUAGGUAAACCAAUACUACCUCUCGUCGGCGAUACGGAUGCCACUCCUGGACUCCAAAAUCCGGGGUAAUCGCGGCUCUAUUCUCUCACUACGGAUUUGAUCCGCCCACUGCUAUCUUCAAUGGAUCCGACUUCAACACCAACAACUGAACCGGGCUUGACUCAUAUGGCUUCUUGGCUGAUAGACGUCCAAAAUAUCCCAGCUCAUGGAUACAUGCGCUUAUCGCCGGCCACUCGGUGCCCCUGAUCGGGUGUGACAUUCCUACACUAGCGGCAUGGCUGCCAUGGAUUCAGACAACGGAUUGGGGCAUGUUCUGCAAAGAAACCCUACUGAUCUUAUCUCCAAAAUACUACCAUAAGAACGCCGCUGACCUCGACACACAAGUCCGCAUCAAAGACUUUGUCCCCCUUCCUCCACUCUCCUGGGUGUCGUUGGUCUUCUGCACCGCGGGCCUCGUCUGAUUGCUACACCAAAGACAACCAUCACCAACGGAAUCCCGUCAGCAUUUGGCUAAUCUCGAAAUCCAGCUCCUGUGCCUCCAAAGGGUCCUGAUCCGGUUGCCAUGUCCAAGUACGGCGAUGGAAACUUCGCCGAAAAGCAGGGCGGCGGCGAGGCCCUGGAUGUGGCUUCCUCUCACAACCAAGGCCAGGUGAUUGACGGUACCAUUUCUCUGGACGCCAGCCAUCAAUUGCAAAGAGGUCUCAAGAGUCGGCACAUUCAAUUUCUGGCUUUGGGAGGAGCUAUCGGAACGGGUCUCUUCGUCGGUUCGGGUGGUAUCUUGGCCACCGUCGGCCCAGCGCCGCUAUGGCUGGCCUACCUAUCCAUGAUGCUUCUUGUCUGGAUCGUCAUGAACUGUAUCGGCGAAAUGUGCACAUACCUUCCUCUCAGAGGAAUCACACUGCCCUACUUUACCGAACGUUUCGUCGAUGCUAGCCUGGGGUUUGCCGCUGGCUGGAAUUAUUGGUAUGCGUACGCCAUCCUCGUCGCCGCCGAAGCGUCCGCAGGCGCCAUCCUCCUCAACUACUGGGAAACACCAGUGCCUACCUGGGCCUGGAUCACCAUCAUCCUUGUUGUUAAUCUGGUCUUGAACAUCAUCGCGGUCGAGGUCUUUGGUGAGGCCGAGUUCUGGUUUGCCAGCAUCAAGUUCAUCACCAUCAUGGGGCUCAUCAUUGUUGGCCUCGUCAUCAUGCUGGGAGGCGGGCCAAACCACAAGCGGUUAGGGUUCCACUAUUGGAACGAUCCGGGAGCGUUCAAGGAGUACCUCGCACCUGGUGCCACUGGCAGGUUUGCUGCGUAUUGGACGGCAUUCGUCCGCGCCGGAUUCAGCUUCAUCACCUCCCCCGAACUCAUCGGUCUCGCUGCUGGUGAGACUGUCGCACCGAGACGCAACAUCCCCAAGGCCGCCCGCCGUUUCUUGGGUCGUCUGGCUGUCUUUUAUGGUAUCAGCUCCUUGAUCGUAGGCUGCAUUGUUCCCUCGGAUAACAAGAACCUGCUUUCCGGCACCUCGGACGCCAGCGCCAGUCCUUGGGUUAUAGGUAUUCAGCUCGCCGGUAUCGGCGGCCUGAACCAUGUUAUCAACGCUGCCAUCUUGACCUCUGCUUGGUCCGCCGGUAACGCGUUCUUGUACUCAGGAUCCCGUAUCCUGUAUUCUCUGGCCCAAAACGGCCAAGCACCCGCUAUUUUCACGAGAACUACCAGGCGUGGUGUUCCAUAUACCGCCGUCUUGAUGACCUGGGCAUUUUCUCUGCUUGCGUACCUGAACGUAUCCAACAACGGCGCUCAGGUGUUUACCUGGUUCUCCAACCUUUCCACCAUCUCCGGGUACAUUGGCUGGAUCGUUCUGCUCAUCACUUACCUGCGAUUCCGUCAGGCGCUCAAGGUCCAGGGACUGUUGGCGACACUGCCCUUCAAAACUCCGGGCCAGCCAUAUGCGGCAUGGUUUGCCCUGGUCAUGAUCAGCAUCUUGACACUCACAAACGGAUUCCAGGUGUUUGUCAAGUGGAAUUACAAGGAUUUCCUUGCAGCGUACAUUACCUUGCCUGCUUUCCUUGUUCUAUACUUCGGCCAUAAGAUCUGGCACAGGACGCCGUUCCACAAGCCCGCCGUUGAGAUCGAUGUAUUGACAGGCAAGAAGGAGAUGGACGAUAUGUGCGCGAAUGACGUGGACCCGGUUCCGAGGAAUUGGUUGGAGAAGAUCUGGUUUUGGAUCGCAUGAUUGUUCUUGUUAUUUUGUUGCUGCUGCUGUUGUCGUGAUACCCUUCAAUUGCAUUUACAAACACGUCGUCCCUGAUGUUUUCGAGACCUAUUGGUUUGUUGAUCUGUCAUUCCCUGUGCAUGGUAACAACGAAUCAGAUGAAUGUAUCACCACAAACUCAGAUCCUCAUCUUUCAGCGCAUAACUCGCACUAGAACGCUCAAACAGUGACUCAUUCGCACGAUACUCGUCAACCUCCGGGCAACAUGGAACGAUUUCGCAUCGAACGAUAUGUUGCACAAGAGCCUGGUACCAUCAGAAUGAUCCGAGCAGUGGAAUUUGGACAGCGAGGGCGAGUCUUGAAUUCCAAAUUGGUGCUGGUGGCCAAGCCGCCACAGCUCAGCACAUCAGCCCUAAGGAACGGCAGCUAGAGGUAGGCGCGGAUAGGGGAUCGAGAUGGAGUUU
Neurospora crassa OR74A is the source of this 2775-nucleotide messenger RNA. Its product is annotated as proline-specific permease. The transcript is spliced from 3 exons. Gene Ontology annotation, molecular function: amino acid transmembrane transporter activity. The record is from RefSeq and is a predicted model, not a curated record. Gene Ontology annotation, biological process: amino acid transmembrane transport. Gene Ontology annotation, cellular component: membrane. The coding region runs from base 680 to 2332 and encodes 550 amino acids. NCBI's taxonomy places the organism in Eukaryota, Fungi, Ascomycota, Sordariomycetes, Sordariales, Sordariaceae.